Molecule: messenger RNA, 1323 nt
Organism: Triticum turgidum subsp. durum (durum wheat)
Lineage: Eukaryota; Viridiplantae; Streptophyta; Magnoliopsida; Poales; Poaceae
Source: the annotation of a GenBank genome assembly
AUGGCCGGCUCCCGGCUCGUCCAUCUCUUCCUUCUCAUCCUCUUCGUCCCCUCCCUCCGCGCCGCCCCCAACACCACCGCCGUGGUGUCCAGGAUCGCAUUUGGCUCCUGCGCCAACCAGAGCGCGCCCCAGCCCGUGUGGGAGGCCAUCGUGGGGUUCGACCCGCAGGUCUUCAUCUGGCUCGGGGACAACGUCUACGGGGACAACAAGCGCCCGUUCCGGGUGUUCGGGAGGGAGCGGACGGUGGGGCCCUGGAGGAACGUGCCGCGGUUCUACCCGGCGACCGAGGAGGAGCUGCGCGGGAAGUACGAGCUGGCCAAGGCCAACCCGGGGUACGCCAAGCUGAGGGAGAGGGCUAGGGUCAUUGGAACAUGGGAUGACCAUGAUUAUGGAGUGAAUGAUGCAGGAAAGGAAUAUAGUGGAAAAGUGUUCUCCCAAAGGCUUCUAUUAGAUUUCCUGGAUGAAGAUGAAGACAGUCCACGGAGGAAGCAAGCAGGUGUUUAUGCCUCAUACAUGUUUGGCCCUGAAGGAAAACGUGUAAAGGUAAUAAUGUUGGACACCAGAUAUCACAGAGACCCACUCUUAAGUGAUGGAACUAUACUUGGAGAUCCUCAGUGGCAGUGGCUGGAGAGGGAGCUACGUGGUCCUCAGUCAGAGAUGACCAUCAUUGGAUCUUCAAUUCAGGUAGUGUCCAAUCUUUCUGCCACCACUAGACCUUUGUUCUAUGUGGAGUCCUGGGCACGCUUUCCGAGGGAGAGAGAACGGCUAUUUAAACUGAUCGAUACUAGUAAGAGAAAUGGGGUCUUAUUUAUUAGUGGCGAUGUUCAUUUUGGAGAAAUCGCUCGUUUUGACUGUGGUGCUCAAUAUCCAUUGUAUGAUAUUACCUCAAGUGGUCUUACCCAGUCUGUCGAGAAUUCUGUACCAGCAGUAUUCCAAUCUGUUAUGAGACUUCUGGCUUGGCUGACACCAACCCCCAUGCGAGUCUUCAGCCCUAACUGCCGUCACAAAUCAUGCUCAUAUGGUCAGCCAAAUUUUGGAGCAAUCGAAAUAGAUUGGAAUGCAGUAACUCCACGGGUUAAAAUUGAACUAAGAGAUUUACAGGGAAAUUCUGUUGAUGGCGUGGAGUUCCCUAUAUCUGAGCUGAAGCCAUCAAAUGCACAUGCAAACAAAAAAGGAGGGCAUUCUUUUGAAGCACAUUGUAGUCUUGAAACAGAGCUUCCAUGGCUUGUACGACACCGCCUUGCGCUGCUGUUCUUUGGCACCAUUGCCGGUUUUUGUCAUUGCUGUGGUGCUUCUCGUAAUCGCCUGCUGCUCAGCUACUAA